Molecule: messenger RNA, 610 nt
Organism: Drosophila biarmipes
Lineage: Eukaryota; Metazoa; Arthropoda; Insecta; Diptera; Drosophilidae
Product: RNA-binding motif protein, X-linked 2
Exons: 2
Coding region: 51-518 (155 amino acids)
Biological process (GO): mRNA splicing, via spliceosome
Cellular component (GO): U2 snRNP; precatalytic spliceosome; catalytic step 2 spliceosome
Molecular function (GO): RNA binding
Source: RefSeq, a predicted model, not a curated record
AUAUUAAUCACCAAUCAAAAACAAAACAAAUAAAAUAAGCCGAUUUCAAAAUGAAUCCUCUAACGAAUAUGAAAAAUGUGCUUAAAUUAAGCGAACAUGAACUGCAACAUGGAGGAAAGAAAAGCUGGCAUGAUAUGUACAAGGAUUCGGCCUGGAUUUUCGUGGGAGGAUUUCCGUAUAACCUUUCCGAGGGCGACUUGAUCUGCGUGUUUUCCCAGUACGGCGAAGUGGUCAACAUCAAUCUGAUUCGGGACUCAAAAACAGGAAAGUCCAAGGGCUUCUGUUUCCUGUGCUACGAGGACCAGAGGUCCACAGUGCUGGCCGUCGACAAUCUCAACGGAAUCAAGAUCAUGGAUAGAACACUAAGGGUCGAUCAUGUGGCGGACUAUAAGCCUCCUAAGGAAAACGAGAAGAUGGACGAGGAGACCCUACGACUUUAUAUGGAAGGCUGUGCACCAAAACCCCAAAUUCAACACAUCAAAACUGAGAAAUCAAAAGACUCGAAAAAGUAUAGAUGAUAAAUACCUGAAAUACUUUCAAUAUAGACUAUAAUUUUUAAAACAAAAUGCUUUUCACUGUAUUAUUGAUAAAUUAUUGUUCUUAGACUUAA